AUGGCGGAUAAUAUUCAGCUUUCUUCUCCGAAUCACGGUUCGGAUGAGACGCAUGAGGACCAUCCUAAUUUCCAAACAUCCGCCGCGAAGCGACGCAGAAAGGAUGAUCGGGACCGAACACGUGUCAGCCGGGCUUGUGACCGCUGUAAGAGGAAGAAGACUCGCUGUAGCGGAACUCGGCCAUGUACACUCUGCUCUCACGCUGGGUCCGUUUGUGAGUUCACCGCGCCGUACACCCGAGGUCGCGUUCCAUCUGUCCCUGUCGAGGAGAAUAUCAAUGCAACUGGCGCAAAUGUGCCAGGGGAGAAUGUACGUUCUGUACUGGAAAGCAGGCACCCGAUCCCAGGUACAUCCGAUCAAGUGACUGGGGCGUUAGACGCGUUUGCUUCAGCGCCACAUUUGCUAAAUCAACACGAAAUAAAUAUGGGCCAAUCACAACUUCCGAAUACCAGUCGAGUGGCUUCAAGAGCUCAAUCGUCAAGGAAUUCGACUGAGCCCCCACAAACCGAUCUACAAGGCCACUACGUGGGGCCUUCAUCCGGGGUCUCGUUUCUUUUGAGGGUGCAAAAGAAGCUCCACCAGAAAGUUUCUUUUUCGCCAAACUCGUCAAUAUUUACGUUUGGUGAUGCUCCUCUUCCGGAAUUUGAUCCAUCUUUCUUCGUCCUGCCUCCCAAAGACGACGCACGGACGCUAGUGGCAAGAUAUUUCGAGUUCGCAGUUGCAACACAUCGAUUCCUCCAUCGCCCAACAGUAGAAUCUUGGCUAGAAGAAUUUUACGGGGGUCUCGGAGUGAUGAAGGAUAAAGAGGGUGCCCGAGAACGGACCGCGGUUCUGUUUAUGGUCUUUGCGCAGGCGACUGAGUAUAUGACUGAGAGGACCAAACCCACUGGUGUCGAUACGAGUGCCCGUUAUUUCCAGAUCGCGGAUCACCAACUGUCCUCUGAAACAGGGGAGAUUCGCCUUACCAGCGUGCAAGCUCGUUUGUGUCAGUGCUUCUACUUGCUUGCUCGAUCCCGGGUGAACCAUUGCUGGAGUCUUUUUGGGACAACCGCUCAUCUCAUCCUUGCGAUCGGAAUACAUAGAAAGCGCCGGGUUGAAGCAUCUAAUGGAGCUGAUAUGGUAGAGAUUGAAUGCCGUAAGAGAGUCUUUUGGUGCGCAUAUGGUCUGGAUAAUUAUCUCAGUGCCGCUCUGGGAAGACCUAGGACGUUUCACGACGAUGAUAUUGACCAAGAAUUACCAUCCUGCGUUAAUGAUUCUGACCUCACGCCUCAACGAAUCAAUCUCAAUGCCUCAAAGUCACAGUCGAUAAUGAUGGCUUCCGUCGCUCACAACACGCAAGUCUUUACAUCUCGGUUCGAUAGCUUAGACUUACACAACUUCAGAUUAGCAAAGAUACUCAGCAAUAUAUUACACGACCUUUACUCAAUUCGACCUCCAUCAAUGCCAGUCCGGUGUUCGCUGAGCUUUAAAUAUUCAGAUGAGCUCCUGAACUGGCGGAAAGGCCUUUCGAGAUUCCUGGAUGCCGAAGGUGUCGACACUUCUCUACUCAUCCCAUUAUUCCAGCGCCAACGUAAUGUCCUCAAUCUAGCCUACUACCACGCUUUAAUUCUAGUUCACCGCCCAUUCCUCCUGAGCAAUUUCGCUAGUCUGAACAGCCGAAAGGGAAAUACUCUUGGAGCGCCAGGCACGCCCGACAUGGAUAGGAAUGUCACGGAAUGUUUGAAUGCGGCUAUGAAGAUUACAGAGAUUGUCGACGAGUUGACCGAAGGACAUCAGAUUUUCCGUGCUUUCUGGUUUACGCAGUAUUUUGCAUUUUGUGCUGUGGUCGUACUGUAUGUCUAUACCAUUCAACAACGGAAUGCAGCUCAGGAUAAGUACCGCGAGUACUUUGACGCGGCUGCAAGGUGUCAGAGGCAAAUAUCUUCUAUGGCUGAGAACGAGUCACUUGCUCAACGAUACACAGUUGUUCUCGAAGAACUACGUCUCGAAGCAAUAAAACAAACUCAACGUCCGAUAUCCCACGAGAGUGAACUUAACCCCACGGUACAACCGAACUUUUCAGUUCCACAAGCUGUCAUGCGGUCAGGUCAAUCUCUAGGUAUUUCGGGUCAGUAUUCAUUGGUGGGCAGCAUGUUUUCCGCUCCUGACCCAACCAUGUUUGGCGAUGGUCAGCACUCUACGACUCCGUCAAGCUUGAUGGCCGAGUUGACCAGCUGGGGCGAGUUUGAUUCUCUGGUAACAGCAGGAAUUGGGGGACUGGACUAUAUUCUCGGAUUCGACAAGACGAGAAACUUUUUCUUUCCAUAUCGAGGGGCAAUUGCCACGGCGGCUUCGAAACCUGACAAUGUGGACGUUGAGAUCAAUGAGAUCAAGACGCCAAUGAUGUACUCUGUCGACGAUUUACUUUUCAAUCGAAGUCAGACGAUUCCGGAUAUUCCCUUGGUUGGGUAUCCAGCGACAGCUCGAGGUCGAUCAGGUUAUGUUCACUACACCGCUCGAGAUCUGGAUCGGUUUGCAGACCAUGGAGCACGGAAAUACGCUUCACUCGGAAUUGAACCCAAGAGUACUGAAUCUGACGAAGCAGAGGUCGUGGCGUUGUUAGCACCUUCGAACCUAGAUUAUGUGGCCUCAAUUUUCGCUUUAUCCCGGUUGGGCUUCGCAGUCUUACUCCUUUCAAAUCGUCUUUCCACUGAAGCCUACGUUUCACUGCUUCAGAAAACCAAAUGCCAUCGAAUAAUUAGCUCGGAGAACCACGCCAAAGCCGUUGCAGCCAUUCAAGCUGAUAUGCAAAUUUCUCAAUAUCCGCUAUUCAAGCAGUCAGAUUACGACAUUGAGCCGGCCAUGUAUCCCCGGUUUCGAAGGCAAAUGAGUGGCCCUUCUGCCUCCAGCCGGACUGCCUUCAUCAUUCAUUCUUCGGGUUCGACGGGCCUUCCGAAACCGAUCUUUCAAAGCCACGGUGCUUGUCUGUCGAACUAUUCCAGCAGUUUCGGUUACCGUGCAUUUUUGACACUUCCCCUUUACCACAAUCAUGGCCUCUCUUCUUUCUUUCGGGCCAUGUAUUCGGGAAAGGAAAUCUCAAUGUUCAAUGCGAACCUACCAUUGUCUGGCAGCAAUCUGAUAGAGGCUAUGACGGCGGUGAAUCCAGAGAGUUUUCACGGUGUUCCAUAUGCUUUGAAACUGCUGGCUGAGACUGAGCGCGGCAUUCAAGUUUUGAAAGAUUGCAAAUUGGUCCUCUUUGGUGGAAGCAGCUGCCCCGAUGACCUGGGAGAUCGCUUGGUUGAAGCUGGGGUUUAUCUUGUAGGGCAUUAUGGAGCUACUGAAAUGGGACAGCUCAUGACCUCCUUCCGACCAGCUGAAGACAAAGCAUGGAACUAUGUCCGCCCGCUUCCUAAAGUCGAACCAUACAUCCUCAUGGCACCUCGGGCGCCGAAUACGUUCGAAUGUGUGGUACUCGACGGCUUACCUUCCAAAGUUGUUUCAAAUUGCGAUGAUCCUCCUCGUUCAUUCAACACCAGCGAUCUCUUCAGCCCCCACCCCACCAUCCGCAAUGCAUGGAAGUAUCUUGGACGUCUCGAUGACCGUGUCACUCUUGUGAAUGGAGAAAAGGUUUUGCCUAUCCCAUAUGAACAUCAAAUUCGAGAGCAUGAGCUCGUCCGAGAAGCGUGCGUCUUUGGCGUGGGGAGAGCACUUCCAGGUCUCAUCAUUGUACCAAGCGAAAAAGCACACGGAAUGAGCAAGAAACGUUUGCUUGAUAUUUUGUGGCCUGUUGUUGCAGGAGCAAAUGCCAGAGUUGAAAGCUUCAGCCACAUUUCUCCAGAGAUGAUCGAAAUCCUCGACGUUGAUGCCGAGUACCCAUGCACCGACAAAGGGACUAUGAUUCGAGCGGCGUUCUACAAGAAGUUCGAAGAUUUGAUCAAUUCUAUUUAUAUCAGAUUUGAAGCCCCAGCUGCAGGGAGAAGUGAAGGGGGUCUGAUACUUGAUCAUGAUCAACUCAAAUCUUACUUAUUCGACAUCUUUAGAGGAAAGCUGGGUUUCGAGGGACUGAAUGAGUCUUCGGAUUUCUUCGAAGCUGGCGUGGAUAGUUUGCAAGCAAUCACGGCACGAGGUAUCAUGAUGAGAGAACUCAAUCUCGGGUCUAAGAUUCUCGGUCAAAAUGUUGUUUUUGAAUAUCCAAAUGUUCCAGCUCUUGCAUUACAUUUGUACUCCCUUCGCACCGGCGAAGAAUCGUAUCAGACCGAUGAGAUUGAAGUUAUGAGGCAGCUCAUCCAAAAGUAUUCAAAAUUCAGUUGCCAUGUUGCCGGACCAGACGUCCCAGACGGGGAGGUAGUUAUCCUUACCGGAGCUACUGGAUCUCUUGGUGCCCAUGUUUUGGCUCAGUUGGUCACCAAGAAACAUGUCAAGACUGUGUACUGUCUUGUACGGGCAUCAUCACAUGACACAGCUCGAGAUCGUGUGUUUACAGCUCUUGAAGCUAAAAAGAUUGAUCUUCCUAAACAUGGAAUCAAAAUUGUCUGCUUUCCAUCCGAUCUUAGUCGAGAUGAUCUCGGGCUCGAUAAAUCAACAGUUCAUCUCCUCCGGAAGUCACUUACAACAGUCAUCCAUUGCGCUUGGGCGGUCAACUUCAAUCUUGGCGUUCAAAGUUUUGAGAAGCAGCACAUCAAGGGGACAUACAAUCUGCUGAAUAUUUGUCUCAGUGUCACAACACCAUCACCCGCCAAGCUAUUCUUCUGUUCCUCUAUCUCCGCAGCUGCAGGCACACCUUUGCCAGCUGUCAUCCAGGAGACUUACAUUUCUGAUCUCUCGCAUGCUCAGAAUAUGGGAUAUGCACGGUCAAAAUUGGUCACGGAGACAAUCAUCAAAGCUGCCGUAGAGCAGACAAGAAUGGUUGCCAAAGUCCUGCGAGUGGGCCAGAUUGUUGGAGAUACGCAAAAUGGCAUGUGGAACAGCACCGAAGCAAUCUCGUUGAUGAUACGAAGUGCAACUACGAUCGGCGCUUUACCCGCGUUAGAAGAGACUCCAUCUUGGUUGCCUGUGGAUAUCGUCGCACACGCCGUCCUUGAGCUUGCCCAAAUCAACAAGCGCUCACCAAGCCCUUCAAGAUUUCCGGCUGAAGCCGAAGACGCAUCAGUAGUUUACCACGUCCAGAAUUCCCGCUUCUUUCACUGGACAGAAGAUCUCUUACCUGCCUUACGCGACGCAGGGCUGGAGUUCGAAACUGUUUCUCAGCGAGUGUGGGUUGAGCGUUUACGCAAGAGCGAGAAGGACCCAGAGAAGAAUCCUACCAUCAAGCUCCUCGACUUCUUUACUGAGAAAUAUGAUAAUGAUAAACCUGGGCGAAAUGAACUCGUAUUUUUGACCGGUAAGACAGCGGAGAAUACUGAGGCGAUCAGAGAUGGGUAUGAUGUUGUUGGGAGCGGGCUUGUAAAGAAGUUUGUUGACAGCUGGAGGCUUGAAUGGUAG
Molecule: messenger RNA, 5460 nt
Organism: Hyaloscypha bicolor E
Lineage: Eukaryota; Fungi; Ascomycota; Leotiomycetes; Helotiales; Hyaloscyphaceae
Exons: 15
Coding region: 1-5460 (1819 amino acids)
Biological process (GO): DNA-templated transcription; positive regulation of transcription by RNA polymerase II
Cellular component (GO): nucleus
Molecular function (GO): DNA-binding transcription factor activity, RNA polymerase II-specific; sequence-specific DNA binding; zinc ion binding
Source: RefSeq, a predicted model, not a curated record